AUGAAGGUAGGUGCGUUGUUUGCAACGUUUAAAGAAUUGGAAGAAAAAAUUAAAGAAUAUGAAACAAGCAAAUUUAUUACUCUACAAAAAAGGGAUUCCUGUUUAUUAUCUAAAGCGGUAACAAAGUAUCCUAGAGCUUCAAAAGGCAAUCAAGAUCUUAAGUAUUAUUUUAUUGAGUAUGCAUGUUCAAAAGGCGGAAAGCGUUUCAAGAGUCGUGGAAAAGCGAUUAGAAAAUCUUCUACAAUGUAUGAAGGAUGUCCCAUGAAGAUAAAAUUAGUCCUUACAGAAGACGGUAAGCACUUACGUUGCAAAUUACUACAUGAUCAACAUAAUCAUGAUAGAAAUAAGGAUACAUACAAGCACUUUGCCAAAAAAAGGAAGCUAGAAAUUGAAGAUCAGAAGGAAGUUCAACAGCUAUUAAAAUUACGAGCAAAUCCAAAAGAUGUUCAAAACUAUAUAAUGCAAAAGACUGGAAAAAUUGUUCUGACCAAAGACAUACGAAAUAUCAAAUACGUUGCAAAACUGCCUUUAAAAUCCAAUAAUUUGGAGAAUAUUGUGUCAAUAUUAUCUAAAAAUGAAGGAUCUAUUGUAGAAAUCGCGCACGAUCAAGACGUGAUUGAUGAGAAUAUUAAUAGCAAUAAUAAUUACAACUAUGCAUCCCAAAUACCAGAAGAAAUGGAAGGAGAAAUAUUAUUAGAAGACAUAGAACUAUCAGAAGAAAGAGAAAUAUCAGAAGGAAAAUUAUUAUUAGAAGACAUAGAACUAUCAGAAGAAAGAGAAAUAACAGAAGGAGAAAUGUUAUCAAAAGCCAUAGAACUAUCAGAAAAAAGAGAAAUAAAAGAAGCAGAAAUAUUAGCAGACGACAUAGAACUAACAAAAGAAAGAGAAAUACCAGAAGGAGAAAUAUUACCAGAAGAUAAAAAACUAUCACAAGACUAUGCAUCCCAAAUACCAGAAGAAAUGGAAGGAGAAAUAUUAUUAGAAGACAUAGAACUAUCAGAAGGAAAAUUAUUAUUAGAAGACAUAGAACUAUCAGAAGAAAGAGAAAUAUCAGAAGGAGAAAUGUUAUCAAAAGCCAUAGAACUAUCAGAAAAAAGAGAAAUAAAAGAAGCAGAAAUAUUAGCAGGUGAUAUUGAUGUAUCAAAUGAAAAAAAAAUACCAGAAGAGGAAAUAUUAUCAGACGACAUAGAACUAUCACAAGAAAAAGAAAUACCACUAAAAAUAAACAUCAACAUGACUAACAAUAAUGACAAAAAGGGAAUAACUGGAAACAGAUAUGUCCUAAGUGAAAUAACAUUACCACCAAAAAUGGUUAAAUGCGGCAGACCCAAGGGCGCAUCGCAUCUAUGUCCUGACCCCAUAUGUACGGUGCAGGAGUCCCAUAUCUAUUGUUCCACGCGCAAGGGGCGCGAGUCUCAUACCUAUUGUUCCGUGCGCAAGGAGCGCGAGUCAGCCAACUAUGGUUCCGUGCGCACGGGGUAG
Messenger RNA from Brassicogethes aeneus, 1482 nucleotides. NCBI's taxonomy places the organism in Eukaryota, Metazoa, Arthropoda, Insecta, Coleoptera, Nitidulidae. The record is from the annotation of a GenBank genome assembly.